UGCAUAUAUAAAUGAUCGCAGAACAAGUGAAAUAACGCUAAACAGCACAAUCAAAUGCUCGCAUAAAUUGCCGUAUGUAUGCAUGAAUGUAGAUAUGUAAAUACAGUGUCAACUAUAUUUACUCUGUUUUACAGUUACUUAUUUUGCAGCAACGCACCGUUGCACAUAGGAGCAUUUACCCUCGAAAACCGGACAAAAUUGAAAAUUACAAAAUUCAGCGAUGGUACUCAAAAUUGAUUUUUUUUUGGAACCUAAAUAACCGGUCUACAAUGAACAGAUUAAAUGAAUGACCUUCAGGCCGCUAUAUCGCCACACAAGUAGUCGAAACCUAGACUUCGUUCAGAACGCACAUGAUUAUUCGCGAAACUCUCCAUUGUUCUUGAGAUUGUAAGUGGUUUUUUUUAUGCGUGAACGGAAUUCUUGGAAAUAUUUGUUAUGGAUUCAGGACAGCAUGGUUCAAAAUCAAAAGUUAUAGAGAUGUCUCGAAAAACAUUAUAUAUGCUUUGUAGGGAAAGCGCUGCGAGAAAAUGGGAAGAUAAAACGUCAUAUAUGGAAAAAAAGCUUCAAGAAAUGAUGAAGUGUCCAGAAGGCGAAUUUCAAACUUUAAGUAAUGAUUUAAAGUAUUUCAUAUGCUCGAAACAAGCAUUAUCGUCUAUAUCGACAAGACUUUGCAAGAAAAUUUUCACGGGUUCAGAUGUUUUAAACAGGCUUCUUCUCACAUCUGAUCAAUUUUUAAGUUGCCAGCGAAAACGUCAACGAAGCAAAAGCCAACCCUUCUUAAGUGAAACUAUAAGGCUCUUCGAGUCACAGGAACCAGAGGUCCACGUCGACACUGAAACAGGGUUGCCUGAACAUUCUGCUGAAUCAGAAGAGGCUUUGUAACAACACACACGGAGGAGUUCUUCUUUUUUUGUUAUAAUUUUAUUUUAUAAUUUUAUUUAAAUAUAUAUUCAAUAUAAAAUGUUCGG
Messenger RNA from Zeugodacus cucurbitae (melon fly), 968 nucleotides. RefSeq lists its product as uncharacterized. The coding region runs from base 436 to 882 and encodes 148 amino acids. The record is from RefSeq and is a predicted model, not a curated record. Lineage: Eukaryota; Metazoa; Arthropoda; Insecta; Diptera; Tephritidae. The transcript has 2 exons.